This is a messenger RNA of Dichotomopilus funicola, 831 nucleotides long. Its product is annotated as WW domain binding protein 11-domain-containing protein. Lineage: Eukaryota; Fungi; Ascomycota; Sordariomycetes; Sordariales; Chaetomiaceae. The transcript has 2 exons. The coding region runs from base 1 to 831 and encodes 276 amino acids. Gene Ontology annotation, biological process: RNA processing. The record is from RefSeq and is a predicted model, not a curated record.
AUGGUGAAGGAGCGCGGGUUCAACCCUGUCCAGGCCCAGCGCAAAGCUGAGAAGGCCAAAGCAAUCAAGAAAGGGAAGUCGGAGCAACAGGCACGAAGAAACGAGAAGCUAGCUCAGCGCAACCCGGCCAGGAUACAACAGCAGAUCGACGAUCUCAGAGAACGAAAGGAAAACGGAGGCAAACUCGGUGCGCACGAGGAGCAAGCACUCGAAGCUCUAGAGAAGGACUUGAAGGCGGUGAAGAAAGCGAGAGAAGCACUCGGGGAUCAAGCACCGCAGUUUGGGCGCGGGCCACAAAGACAAGGGCCCGGGGGUGACGGUGUGCUAGGAAAAAGGAGACGGGAUGCCGAAGACGCCUCGAGCAGCGAUAGCGAUGUCCCCGACGAUGUCAAGAGGAUCCCUAUGCCACGAGACACCCCGCCUCCAAUUCCAAAGGAAAUACUAGACGAAUGGUACGCGAAGCGACGGGCAAAGAGAAACGCCGGACGGGCACCGCCUGAGACUCAACAACAUCAGGAACGGGAGGAAGUUAGAAAUCCCGCUGCGCCCAUCGUUGAAGCUAAGACAGUGUACGAGGCCAAGCCGGUUGUCAGGGACCUUCGGAAGGAGGCUGUCAGCGCUUUCAUGCCUGCAGCGGUCAGGGUGAAAAUCGAGAAGGGGAAGGGCCAAGGUGGGCUCUUGGAGCCGGAGGAGGCUGACCAGCUAGAGAGCGAAGGUUAUAUGCGUGCUUCUGAAGCAACUGGGCAGUUGCCCGAGCAGCCGCAGCCGAACCAACUAGACUCGGGUCGUCGUGGAGUGACGAUGGAAGAAGUCGAGGACGAAGAAAACUGA